Molecule: messenger RNA, 550 nt
Organism: Asparagus officinalis (garden asparagus)
Lineage: Eukaryota; Viridiplantae; Streptophyta; Magnoliopsida; Asparagales; Asparagaceae
Product: CLAVATA3/ESR (CLE)-related protein 19-like
Exons: 2
Coding region: 12-236 (74 amino acids)
Source: RefSeq, a predicted model, not a curated record
UAGCCUUGGCUAUGGUAUUGCUUGUUAUGUUCAGCCUCAACAAACAAGUGUUGGGCAAAGAAAUAAUCGGAAGAAAAUUUGCUCAAGCUAAGCUCAAUGAGAAGAGUUCUACAAUGAAGGAGUUGAGGCUUGAUAAUUGCAGCUUCGCCUCUAAGGAGAAGAAAUGUAAUAGUACUGCAUUUGAUGAUGAUAAGAGAAAAGUGCCCACUGGUCCAAAUCCAUUGCAUAACAGGUGAAGGCAGAGGCAAAGAGAUAAAAAAAAUAUCGAGAAAAGGAAGAAGAAUAAAAGAAGAGGAAUAGAUCGAGGCUACAGGUGGGUCGGUGCAGAGCCAAAUCAAAUGAGUGCAGUGGGCCACAAGGAGCUCAGGGCAUUAGAACGCCUAGAGAUGACCAACACGAGUGCACUACUAGGAGUGUGGAAUUCAUGUGUUGAGCUUAUAAUUGUUGGGGUUAAUGAUAGUGGCUAGUAAUUAGAUGUACGUGAUCACUGUUUGAGCUCAGUGACACCAAUAAUUCUCCAUGAUUUUGACAUGAGAAAGAGAGAGAGGGA